Messenger RNA from Lodderomyces orthopsilosis Co 90-125, 636 nucleotides. RefSeq lists its product as uncharacterized. Bases 1 to 636 code for a protein of 211 amino acids. The record is from RefSeq and is a predicted model, not a curated record. The transcript has a single exon. NCBI's taxonomy places the organism in Eukaryota, Fungi, Ascomycota, Pichiomycetes, Serinales, Debaryomycetaceae.
AUGAGAUUCUUUGAAACUUUAUUAUUCGCCAUCACUUGGUUGACUUUGCAGGUUGCUGCUGCUCCAGUAAACAAGAGGUUUUUCGCCCCAUCUUCACCAGCUUUCUCUUUGAUUGCUAUACACAAUGGUACUACCUUCAAUUCAAACUUGGUUAAAUUUAAUGGUUCUGCUAUCAAAUUAGGUUCAGACGACAAGGCUUUCUUUGGUACUAUUCAAGCUGACAAAGGUUACAUUUUGAACUUACCAUUCACCAACAACUCCAAUGAAACUUCAACUGUUAAUGUCGCUGUUUCCAACAAGACUCACUUGCUUUCGACCACCACCAAGAAUGGAUCCGCUAGUGAACACUUUGGUAUCACCAAUGGAUGGUUGUCAUACUUGAACUCAACUCAAUUUUUGGCUUGUCCAGAAACUGCUUCAAAUGCUACUUCUAACUCCACCUCAAACUCAACCAUUGAAUAUGAUCUUUUCUCAAACCCAUUGAACAAGACAAAGUGUGAAACUGGUAAAGGUUAUGAUGUUAAGUUGUUGGUUCAAUUGAGUGUUCCAAUUUCAUUCUCACCAGAAUCUAACUCUUUUGGAUUUUUCAAGAGAGACAACAUUGUCAAGAGAUUUAUUGACAAAUUGUUCAAAUAG